Messenger RNA from Megachile rotundata (alfalfa leafcutting bee), 632 nucleotides. RefSeq lists its product as uncharacterized. The record is from RefSeq and is a predicted model, not a curated record. Lineage: Eukaryota; Metazoa; Arthropoda; Insecta; Hymenoptera; Megachilidae.
AUGGGUGGGCCGGGAGCCGGUAGGGUUAGCAGGCACGAGCUGAACGCGGUGCCAAAGAGCCACGUCGGUCACGGGGAUCGGACCCUCGUAAUCGGCGAGCCAACAGCGCCAACGACACCGAGCUGUCGGUGUCACUCGACUCCGGAACGCGCGAUCUCGGCAUCUGGCCUCGUCCCCGCCCAGCUACCACCUUCGCCGCCGCCUCUCGCCUCGUUGCACAUCGUGGACAACAGCUGCCCUCUGAUCGACAACAACAACAGCAACACCAACAACAACGCGACCACUGGCGCGUCGCCGAACGCGUUGUCAAACGGUACCAAGACUGCCACCACCAUGCCCUCGCCGCCUAAGCAUCGAAGGGGCUUCGACCCCAACGACGUGAACGCCGACUAUCGCCGUUAUCGUCGCGUUAAGACGAGACGAGGCUUUGUAUGUUCCACACGUUGGGAUCUUGGGCGCCGGACACAGACCUCCCCGACAUCUCCCGACAUAUCUGUCAGCACGAGGCAUUAAAAAACACACACAAGCUUGCGAUGUUCGAUGUUGGACCGCUUCUUACUGGUUGUAUCCCCGACACCGAAAUGCGAUGACGAUCGAACGAAACUGUAAAAUAAAUAAUAAACGCAACCUCU